GUUCUCCCUUGAAGAUAAAGAAGAACUUGCGAACAGCACAAAGGAUAUUGAUGCUAAUCUCUUAGCAGUACUUCCCAAAGUUUCAGAAUUAAGAAAACUCUUUGAACCAAACAACCGAGAUUUUUUGGAAAUGAAAAGAAAGGAAAGAAUAGCUAGGCGCUUAGAGGGAAUUGAGAAUGAUACACAGCCUAUUCUUCUACAAAACUGCCCAGGAUCAGUCACACACCGUUUGCUAGAGGAAGAUACACCAAGAUAUAUGCGAGCAACUGACCCAUACAGCCCCCACCUAGGAAGAUCAAAUGAGGAGGAGGAAACUUCAGAUUCUUCUGUAGAGAAACACCCCAGAUCAUCCAGAUACCGAUCGGAAACCACAGGAAGUAAGAAAGAGCCCUUGUACAGUACAGCAAAUAUGGAUGUCCAGGAACUGGAGUCAAAAGCAGAGAGAAUAGCCAGGUACAAGGCAGAGAGGCGACGCCAGCUGGCAGAGAAGUAUGGAUUAGCCCUUGAGUCUGAUUUGGAUUCUGACUACUCAUCCAGAUAUAUACGGGCAAGGAAAGAUCCUGACAGCGUGGAAAGAAAGGGAGUGAAAAGUGAAAGGCAAGAUGAUGAAAACAAGGACUAUGGCAGCCUCUAUUUUUCCAGGACUGAGACAAAGUCAUCAAAGAGUGCGAUUUCUGAUUCCAAAGAGUACUCCAGCCGUGAAGAUAAAGAUGACCUCUCAAAUGAAAAGGGUGUUAGAAAAGCAGAUGACAGUGCCAUUAGACAGGCUUCUGAGCCUUCAGCAACCUUGGAUAGCUCUGCCUCCCUUUCCCUUUCUGGACGAGACUCUUCCUGCUAUAACGAAGUGCCAAUGCCACCAAAGCAAACCCCCCGAGAGUCCCUCUCCUCACCCAAGCGGGCAGCCUCACCCACCCACUUGCAGAAUGACCAGCCCUUGCACAGUAACAGCAGACAAAGUGCAGGGAAAGCAAAACCUGAAUGGUUUCUUCAGAAAGAUUCGGAAGGGGACACACCUUCACUUAUCAGCUGGCCCUCCAGAGUAAAAGUUAGAGAGAAAUUGGUGAAAGAGGAAAGUGCUCGUGGAAGCCCUGAACUUGCCACAGACACAGUAUCUCAGAGAAAAUCCCAUCCAGUGCCAGCCCACUACAUGCCUCUCCAGACAGAAACGUCUGCCUUUGAUAGGGCUCUAAAUCAGCCCGUCAGUUCCGUCCGCCAGCCGAUCCAUGGCUAUAUCCAGCCUGCUGGCAUUGCUCACACAGCUCAGCUGAUGGCAGCAGAAGAACCAGCAAACAGCCCUGCUGGCAGCCUCCUCCCCACAGACACAAAGCCCUCAGCAGCCCCUGCCUCGGAGAGUGAAAAGAAGGAAGCACCUGGUUACGGAGCAAAACCUGCUGGAGAAGAUUCCUUGGAAGGGGAACAGGCCUCCAAAGGCAGAAGGCCCAUUCUGCCAUCUGAGAUUCGCAAGCAAGGGAAGAACCACGAAGGCCUCUUUGGCGGAGGAGAAUUGGAGACCCCUGUGGGGAGCUCCUCCUUUGCAAGCAAGCUGAAAGUUAACUCAGAAGUUCAGAGGGAGUUGGAAUGCAAUAAGAGGCAGGCCCCAGAGCAGCAGUUUAAGACCCCUGAGAACGUAGAAAGGAGUGAAGCUGUCAUGUACAUACAGAGCGGAUCUGUACUGCAGCCUGACAAGGCACAGGCUCCUGUUUGGAAAGUGUCAACAAAGCAUAAGGUCCUGACUCGCUCCAUGUCUGACUAUACUGUGACUACUAAGCUAGAACCUUUUAAAAGCAAGGAGAGCAUGGAAGCAAAUCCACCAAAUGGUGAGAUUGGCAUGGUUGACACAAAAGUCUCUGUUGCCCAGCUCCGUAAUGUCUUUCUGGAGUCUGCUAAUGCCAACAAGAAAACGGAACUUGAGUCUCGGUUUGAGAUGUCAGCAGCAGGUAGUACUGUGUCUGCCAAUGGGGACCGUGGGCCACGGAAGGCAAGGCGCUACUUUACACCUGGUGAAAAUAGAAAGACUUCUGAGAGGUUUAAAACUCAACCUAUAACAUCAGCAGAACGAAAGGAGACAGAUAGGUCAAUCUUGUAUGCAGAAAUACCAACUGCUGACGAUGAAGAAAAAUUGGAUGACCGAGCUAAACUAAGUGUAGCUGCAAAGAGACUCCUUUUUAGAGAAAUGGAAAAAUCAUUUGAAAUGAAGAAUAUUCCCAAGCCACCUGUCAGAAGCUCGGCGGUGGAGAGGAGGCUGCGGCGCUUGCAGGACAGGUCCCACACCCAGCCCAUCACCAGCGAGGAGGUGGUCAUUGCAGCCACUGAAACUAGCCCUGCUUCACGUUCUGUGAAUACCCACACAGUAGUGACAAGAGUACCUAGUCCCACUGUAGUUAAGAGCACUGUACAACCUACCAGCUUGCAGGCAUCAGCACACCAAAAAAUUUUAGCUAAAGAGGAGAUAAGAGCAGCCAAAGAGGUGAUGGGGCAAGAUCAGUCUGAGGAACCAGAUUCUUCCACCUUAAGCUUGGCAGAAAAGAUGGCUUUGUUUAACAAACUGUCUCAGCCAGUGUCCAGGGCCAUCUCCACGAGGAAUCGGGGAGAUCUGAGGCACAGGAGGAUGAAUGCUCGUUACCAGACUCAGCCAGUCACCCUUGGAGAAGUUGAGCAGAUGCAAUGGAAAAAAAAUAAACUGGUCCAGAGUGAAAGUGGAAAGCUCGCUCCCCUGUCACCUGCAGUUGCAACAUCGAUUUCAGCCAUGGCCUCUGCCCUGGCUCCCUUGCUUGGGGACCUGCAUGGGAAGCUGAGCCCUGAUGGCAGAGGGAGCGCUGGCACCAGGUUCCACCCUGCAGCAGAAAACUUGGACUCUUCAGGAAAACACACACACAAGUCAGAGCAGUGGCAGCCCUCCAUGGAAGCCCUAGAAAGCAAAAAAGCAUCAAAGAAACAUGAAGAAGAAAGAAAGAGGUUUCUAGCCCAUGAAGCUAAUGAAAUUAAAAAGUACAGCUCCUUUGAGGAUGAAACCACACAUCCUGUUCCUGAAAAAGCAGGAGACCACCAUAAAGACACAGCAUACAGCUUCCUGAGGAAAGGCAGCUUGGAACUGUUUGGUUCACAAGCACUUUUUCAGCCCCUGGAACAGAAGGAAAUCGAUACUGGCAUGCAAGGUAAAUGGGAAGACAAAAAAGGCCAGUCCUUUGAAGAAAAGGUGGAUUUGGAAAGUGUUCUGAAAAGCAAGACUUGGCAAAGAGACCAUGCUGAGCCUUCUUCUGAACUCACCAGCACAUCAGCCAUGAGGACAGUUUCACAAACAGCAGCUGCAGCAUCCUGUAGACUGCAGGAGCUCUCUGAACAAUUGGAAGGCAAAUUUUAUAAGAAUUCCUGUGAGAUGUUUUCCAUGGGAGAGAGCAAAGCACAAACAGCUGAGGAUGUCCUCGAUAAUGCCAGCAAAACUAUGUCAAUUAAGGAAAGGUUGGCACUGCUGAAGAAGAGUGGUGAAGAAGAUUGGAAGAGCAGGCUCAGCAAAAAGCAGGAGUAUGCAAAGGUGGCCGUCGCUGAUCGCAGUGCGCAGAUGCAAGAAGUUGAGCAGCUGUUGAAGAAGGAACCUGUAUAUGCUUCUACUUACUCUCCUGUUAUACCUGCUCUCCAUAAAUUUCAUCCUUUUCUACCUAUUAAUCAGGUCUGUAGUACUAGUUUGAAAGAAUCAAGCUCUCUGAUUUCUGAUGACCGUCAUCCUUGGAGAUGGAAGCAAAGAAUGGCAGAUAACCAGGAGAGUCAGAUGACCAUUGAGGAGAGGAAACACCUGAUUUCAGCUCGAGAAGAAGCCUGGAAGUCCAAGGGAAAAGGAGCAGCCAAUGACUCCACACAGUUCACUGUGGCUGGCCGAAUGGUAAAAAAAGGCCUGGCUUCCCCAAGUGCACUGACACCAACAGCAUCCCCUUUCCGGCAGAAGUCUACCACCCCAGUUACAAAGCCCUUGGAAGAAAUUGAAGCCAGGCCUGACAUGCAGUUGGAAUCAGAUAUGAAGCUUGACAAGUUGGAGUCAUUCUUGGGAAGGCUGAAUAACAAAGUUGCUGGGAUGCAAGAGACAGUGCUGACAGUUACAGGAAGGUCUGUGAAAGAGGUGAUGAAGCUGGAUGAUGAUGAAACAUUUUCCAAAUUUUAUCGCCAUGUGGAUUUCCCUUCCUCCUCAGUGCCUUUGGACUUUAAUGAGGACUUCGAUGCCAUCUUUGAUCCUUAUGCACCAAAGUUGACAUCUUCUGUAGCAGAGCACAAACGUGCAGUUAGGCCCACACGCAGAGUCCAGUCCUCCAGAAACCCCCUGAAAAUGCUUGCAGCAAGACAAGAUAUUCUGCAUGAGUAUACUGAACAAAGACUGAAUGUUGCCUUCAUGGAGUCAAAGAGAAUGAAAGUAGAAAAAAUGUCUACAAAUUCAAAUUUCUCAGAAGUAGCACUUGCUGGCCUGGCAAGCAAAGAGAAUUUCAGCAACAUUAGCCUGCGGAGUGUUAAUCUAACAGAGCAGAACUCUAACAACAGUGCUGUGCCAUACAAGAAGCUAAUGCUCCUGCAAAUUAAAGGAAGAAGACAUGUUCAAACAAGAUUAGUUGAACCAAGAGCCUCAUCACUGAACAGCGGAGACUGUUUCCUGUUGUUAACUCCACAUUUAUGUUUCUUGUGGGUAGGAGAGUUUGCAAAUGUCAUAGAAAAAGCAAAGGCUUCAGAACUUGCAACUUUAAUUCAGACAAAGAGGGAACUUGGCUGUAGAGCUUCUUAUAUACAGACUAUAGAAGAAGGAAUAAAUACCCAUACCCACGCAGCCAAAGACUUCUGGAAACUCCUUGGUGGACAGACAAAUUACCAGUCCGCUGGAAGUCCUGAAGAAGACGAAAUGUACGAAGCUGCAAUAAUAGAAACAAAUUGCAUUUACCGCCUUGUAGAGGAUAAACUCAUUCCUGAGGAUGACUACUGGGGCAAGGUGCCAAAAUGUACCCUGCUACAACCAAAAGAGGUGCUGGUGUUUGAUUUUGGCAGUGAAGUAUAUGUAUGGCAUGGAAAAGAAGUUACUUUAGCACAAAGAAAAGUGGCAUUCCAGCUGGCAAAACACUUGUGGAAUGGCACCUUUGACUACUCCAAUUGUGAUAUAAAUCCUCUGGACCCCGGAGAAUGCAAUCCCCUCAUACCCAGAAAGGGACAAGGACGCCCAGACUGGGCUGUAUUUGGCAGACUCACAGAACAUAACGAGACAAUACUGUUCAAAGAAAAAUUUCUUGAUUGGACAGAACUGAAGAAACUCAAUGAGAAGAAUUCUAGUGAAUCCCUUCACCAGAAGGAAGAAUCCAGAUCUGACUCUAAACCAUAUGAUGUCAUGCUAAUGGUAGCUGUGCCUCAAACAACUGUGGGCACGGUCUUGGAUGGAAUGAAUAUUGGCCGGGGUUAUGGACUGGUAGAAGGAGAAGAUGGGAGGCAGUUUGAAAUUAUCACUGCCUCUGUGGAUGUCUGGCAUAUCCUGGAAUUCGAUUAUAGUAGACUGCCUAAGCAAAGCAUAGGGCAGUUCCAUGAGGGGGACACAUACGUGGUGAAGUGGAAGUACAUGGUGAGCACUACAGUUGGAAGCAGACAAAAAGGAGAGCAACAAGUACGGGCUGUUGGAAAAGAGAAAUGUGUGUAUUUCUUUUGGCAAGGAAGGCACUCCACAGUGAGUGAGAAAGGAACAUCAGCUCUCAUGACAGUGGAGCUUGAUGAAGAGAGAGGAGCACAGGUACAAGUCCUUCAAGGGAAAGAACCACCGUGCUUCUUGCAGUGUUUCCAAGGAGGGAUGAUUGUGCAUGCUGGAAGAAGGGAAGAGGAAGAAGAAAAUGCACAAAGUGAUUGGAGGCUUUAUUGUGUGCGAGGAGAAGUUCCCAAUGAAGGAAACUUACUUGAAGUAGCGUGUCACUGCAGCAGCCUGCGGUCCAGGACAUCCAUGAUUGUCCUCAAUAUCAACAAAGCUCUCAUCUACCUGUGGCAUGGCUGCAAAGCACAGGCUCACACCAAGGAUGUAGGAAGAACAGCAGCCAAUAAAAUAAAAGAACAGUGUCCACUGGAGGCAGGGCUGCACAGCAGCAGCAAGGUGACGAUUCAUGAAUGUGAUGAAGGGUCAGAGCCCUUGGGAUUCUGGGACGCCUUGGGGAGGAGAGAUCGGAAGGCCUAUGACUGCAUGUUGCAAGAUCCUGGAAAGUUUAAUUUCACGCCCCGCCUGUUCAGCCUCAGUAGUUCAUCAGGAGAAUUCUCAGCCACUGAGUAUGUUUACCCUUCAAGAGACCCUGCUGUCAUCAAUUCCAUGCCAUUCUUGCAAGAGGAUCUUUACACUGCCCCACAGCCAGCCCUCUUCCUUGUUGACAAUCACCAUGAAGUGUACCUGUGGCAAGGCUGGUGGCCUGUGGAGAACAAAAUCACUGGAUCAGCUCGAAUCAGGUGGGCUACGGACAGGAAAUGCGCCAUGGAGACGGUGCUGCGGUACUGCAAAGGAAAAAAUGUAAAGAAGCCACCCAAAUCCUAUCUAAUUCAUGCUGGCCUAGAACCUCUGACAUUCACUAAUAUGUUCCCAAGUUGGGAGCACAGGGAAGACAUCGCAGAGAUCACAGAAAUGGACGCUGAGGUUUCUAAUCAGAUAAUACUUGUAGAGGAUGUGCUGGCCAAGCUGUGUAAAACAGUGUAUCCAUUAGCAGAUCUCUUAGCUAGGCCUCUGCCUGAGGGAGUUGAUCCACUGAAGCUUGAAAUUUACCUUUCAGAUGCGGACUUUGAGGUUGCAUUAGAGAUGACAAGAGAGGAGUACAAUGCACUGCCAUCUUGGAAGCAAGUUAACCUGAAGAAGGCAAAAGGACUUUUCUAAGCUGUGUUUAUGGAAGUGAGCACUAAAGGGAUGUCCACUCUCACUUUCUAUGUCCUUUAGAAGAGUUGUACCCUACAUUUACAGAACAAAUAAAAAUAAUUCGAAGUUAUUAGUGACUACCUAUCUGGAGGUGUGUAAUAUUAUAAUAAAAGGCCAAGAGAACUCUUUGAAAAUGGAAUUCAAUUUUGACUCUUAAAGGUAAUGUUUUUAAGCUCCGUUCUCCUAUGCACUUAAACAGUAGUUUCUUGAGCUACUGCUGCAGGUGUCCUUUGGCUAUAUCCAAUACUUGCCAUUUUUGUUUUUAAAGAAGUUCUCUUUGUAAAGUGUUAUUUUGUUAGUUUGUGGAUUACAAAGAAUUUAUAUUUAUAUAAACACAUAGAACAAGUAUUUAACAAUGCAAUAUGUAUUCACUUUCAAGACUUCCAUGUCAAAACUACAGAAAAGUAGCUGAUGGCAGUUGCUUGUACUGAAUUAGCUAUACCACCAAUAUGUAUCUCCUUUGCAUUCUGAAAAGUUUCUCUUUGCAAUAGUUAAUGAAUUGUUCUCAGUGCUGCUUCAGGUGCUAAACUGAAAAAAGCAUUUGUAUUUAUAGCAUGGAUUUCUUGAGAAACUAUGCGAAUCAACCUUUAUACUUUAUUAUCCAAAAAUGUAUAGUGCCUUGUUUUUUGUGUACAGUUUAUAUACAAAAAAAAGAAGAUUGGUCUGCAUUUUGAAGAUGGCUUAGAAUGGUCUCCUAUGUUACUUUUAUAAUAGUAGAAAUAAAAACAUCUCAGUUUCUAAUCCUUGUUGUAAACAUUAAACAUGUCUUUUGUGAUAUAAGAACCGAAAGGAAAAGCUUCUGAAUAAACUCUUAGCGAUGCUCUGACUUGUCAUUAAUUUGUACUGUAAUCUGUACUAGCAUUGGAACCUCCCAUAACAUAGUAUUUUCUCAAAAUAUUUUAACCUUUGAUAUCUGUGGGUAUUGUACAGAGUUAUAAUUUGAGAAGCAGAUAAUGUAGAAAAUAAUCAAUGUAUGAGAUAAAGUUGGGCAGAACUUUAAUGCUGAAUAUUGGAACCUGUCAGUCACACAACUCUGUAUUCUUUGGGUUUCCCUGUUUUAUAUAUGAAACCAAAAUUAUUAUGCUGGUUUUCAAAAUUUGAAAAAAUCUUUUCAACCUUUGUGCAAUUGGGAGUAAAAUUUGAAUUGAAAAUGA
Molecule: messenger RNA, 8052 nt
Organism: Melospiza melodia melodia
Lineage: Eukaryota; Metazoa; Chordata; Aves; Passeriformes; Passerellidae
Gene: SVIL
Product: supervillin
Exons: 39
Coding region: 131-6859 (2242 amino acids)
Biological process (GO): actin polymerization or depolymerization; actin filament severing; barbed-end actin filament capping
Cellular component (GO): actin cytoskeleton; cytoplasm
Molecular function (GO): actin filament binding; phosphatidylinositol-4,5-bisphosphate binding
Source: RefSeq, a predicted model, not a curated record